AUGGCCGCCGUCGUUGUCAGAUUUCCGCCUCCGCAGGCGGCGUCGUGCUCCCCCGAGCUCAGAAAUACUCGUUACCAUGGGUUUUGCUUGUGGAUUGAUGUGUCUGUCCUGAUGCCUGGUCUGACAAUAUUGAACAAAUUGACGAGUCAAAUAAAUGCCAAGAGCUUUAGGGCAAUAGUUUGGAGCAUUAGUAAAGAUUUUGCAGUUCCAAGAAGAAAAGCAACUGCAUUGCUUUUAUCGGGUUUCAUCUUCUCACAAGCCGACUUGCACAAUAUAGCAUUCGCGCAAUCAGUUGGAUUUAGAGAAUAUAUCGACACUUUUGACGGGUACUCAUUGAAGUACCCUCAGAACUGGAUUCAAGUCCGUGGUGCGGGUGCUGAUGUAUUCUUCAGGGACCCUUUUGUUCUGGACGAGAAUGUCUCGGUGGACAUUUCUUCACCGUCAUCCUCCAACUACUCAAGUGUCGAAGAUUUAGGUUCGCCUGAAGAGGCCGGGAAGAAAGUGCUUAGGCAGUAUUUGACUGAGUUUAUGUCCACAAGACUUGGUGUCAGGCGAGAAUCGAGAAUUCUGUCGACCUCCUCGAGAGUAGCUGAUGAUGGAAAGCUGUAUUACGAAGUUGAGGUAAACAUAAAGUCGUACGCCAACAACAAUGAAUUAGCUGUGAUGCCUGAGGAUCGUGUGGUGCGUUUAGAAUGGAACCGGCGUUAUCUUUCGGUUCUUGGAGUUGAGAACAACAGACUAUAUGAAUUGAGGUUACAGACACCAGAAAAUUCAUUUGAAGAAGAGAAAGCUGAUCUUCGUGAGGUUAUGGAUUCAUUUAGGGUCAACAAGGUGUCUGCUUGAGUGUCUCUUUCAAAAGUUUUUUUUUUUUUUUUUU
This is a messenger RNA of Striga asiatica, 877 nucleotides long. The record is from the annotation of a GenBank genome assembly. Lineage: Eukaryota; Viridiplantae; Streptophyta; Magnoliopsida; Lamiales; Orobanchaceae.